CUGCGCUCCCUGGCCUCGGCGAAGCUGGCGAAGACCCCCGCGCUCCGAGCCGGGAGGGGAAAAUGCUUUCGGUUUCGGCCCUCCCCAUCUCCACCCAUGCCUGCAUGGCUGUAAUAUCCGGCGGCUGUCCUGCUUCCAAAGGGAACAGUUAGUUUCCUGAGGAGCCAGAUGCUGGCGGAGCGCGAGAGGGGCGAGCGAGCGAGAGCAGCUGAGAACCUGUCCCCUGACCGCAGCGACAGCGCCACGUUACCAUGGCAACUGAACCCAUCAUGACGGCACCCAUUUGUCUAGUGGAAAACCAGGAAGAGCAGCUGAACCUGAAUCCAAAAGCAUUAUGGAUUCUUAACAAUAUUUCACAGCCUGUGGUGGUGGUGGGCAUUGUAGGGCUGUACCGGACAGGAAAAUCCUACCUGAUGAACCGCCUGGCAGGACAGAACCACGGCUUCCCCUUGGGUUCCACAGUGAAGUCUAAAACCAAGGGCAUUUGGAUGUGGUGUGUACCCCACCCCUCUAAGCUGAACCAUACCCUGGUCUUUCUGGACACUGAGGGUCUAGGUAAUUUGGAAAAGGAAGACUGGAAGAAUGACUCCUGGAUCUUUGCCCUGACUGUGCUUCUGAGCAGCACCUUGAUCUACAACAGCGUGGGCACCAUCAACCACCAGGCCCUGGAGCAGCUGCACUAUAUGACCGAACUAACACAGCUAGUCAGGGCAAAGUCCUCCUCAGAGUACAAUGGGGUAGAGGACUCUGCCAAGUUUGUGAGUUUCUUUCCAGACUUUAUUUGGGCUUUACGAGAUUUCGCACUGGAAAUGAAGAUAAAUGGAUACUCCAUAACUGAAGAUGAGUACCUGGAGGACGCCUUGAAGCUGCUUCCAGGCACAAAUCCCAAAAUCCAGAAUUCCAACAUGUCCAGAGAGUGCAUCAGGCAAUUCUUCCCAAAACGGAAGUGCUUCAUCUUUGACCGGCCUUCGAAUGACAAAAAUCUCUUGGUCCAUAUUGAGAAUGUGCCAGAAGACCAGCUGGACAGUAGUUUCCGGGAGCAAUCAAACAAAUUCCGUACCUAUAUUUUCACUCAUACAAAGACCAAGACUCUAGGAGAGGGAAUCAUUGUUACUGGGAACCGGCUGGGGACUCUGUUGAAAGCCUAUGUGCAUGCCAUCAGGACGGGAGAAGUUCCUUGCUUGGAGAACGUGGUGACAACACUGGCCCAGCGUGAGAACUCAGUGGCCGUGCAGAAGGCAGCUGACCACUACAGCGAGCAGAUGGCCCAGCGAGUGAGGUUCCCCACAGACACGCUCCAGGAGCUGCUGGAUGUGCAUGCGGACUGUGAGAGGGAAGCCAUUGCAGUCUUCAUGGAGCAUUCCUUCAAGGAUGACAAGCGGGAGUUCCAACAAAAGCUUGUGGACACCAUAGAGAAAAAGAAGAAAGAUUUCUUGCUGCAGAAUGAAGAUGCAUCCGUCAAAUAUUCCCAGGCAAAGCUUAAGCAGCUUUCAUAUCCCUUGAUGAAAAACAUUUCAAGAGGAACUUUCUGUGUUCCUGGAGGACACAGUCUCUACAUAGAAGCAAAGAACAAAGUUGAAUGGCACUAUCACCUAGUGCCCAGGAAAGGGGUUAAGGCAAAUGAAGUUCUCCAGGACUUCUUACAGUACCAGCUGGCAAUAGAGAAAUCCAUCCUGCAGGGAGAUGAAGCCCUCACCUGUCAGGAGAAAGCGCUCGCAGCUGAGCGGGCUAAGAAGGAGGCAGCUGAGAAGGAACUGGAGCUGCUAACUGAGAAACACAAGGAACAGAUGCAAAAGAUGGAGGCUCAAGAGAGAAGCUUCAGGGAAUACAUAGCCCAGCUGAGAGAGAAGUUGGAGAGGGAAAGAGAAAGCCUUCAGAGAGAGCAGGAAGAAAUGCUGAUGCACAAGCUGAAGAUACUAGACGUUUCUGGUUUCCAGCGACAGGAAGCACAAAUUCCCUAAGGAUAUCAUUGUGCGUGAUGAUUUUUAUCACCUGAAGAAAUGCAUCAAAUAGAUUGAUGGCCUGAAACUGCUUAAAGUCUGCAUUUCCAGGAACUCCAUGUGGUUUAGGAUAUCAUUAGUUUGGGGCUCCUUCUUCUUAUGUUUCAGGAUGCUAAAAGGGACUCUUUCUAUUAGGGGUCCACUAAGAGCCCUGGACUGAGAGCACUAGGUGCCAAAUAACAACUAAUUCCAAAGCAAGGUGCCACACCAGCUUUUAUAGAGCUAGGUUAAACUCAAGACAAUAUAUCAAUUGAUGAAGAAAAAGCAUGUGUCAAAAAUCUAACACUCACUCAUGAUAAAACCUUUCACAAAUAAGGAAUAGUGGGUACUUCCUCAAUUUGAUAAAGAAUAGCUGCAAAAAACCUACAGCUAACAGCAUCUUAAUGGUGAAAAACCAGAUGCUUUCUCACUAAGAUUAGGAACAAGGCAAUGAUGUCUGCUUCACUACUUUUAUUCAACAUCAUACUAGAAGUCCUAAUGAAGUAAGACGAGAAAAGAAAAUGAAAGAUAUAUAAAAGAUACUUUUUUAUGUAGAAAGUCUCAAAACAUCAACAGCAAAAACAAAAACUCCUGACACUGAUAAGUGAUUAUAUCAAGGUUGCAGGAUAAGUUUACAUAUAAAAAUCAAUUGCUUGCUUAUAUAUCAGCAAAGAACACUUAGAAGUUGAAAUUAAUAAUAGAAUACCAUU
Molecule: messenger RNA, 2689 nt
Organism: Hyaena hyaena (striped hyena)
Lineage: Eukaryota; Metazoa; Chordata; Mammalia; Carnivora; Hyaenidae
Product: guanylate-binding protein 4-like
Exons: 12
Coding region: 252-1961 (569 amino acids)
Biological process (GO): defense response to Gram-positive bacterium; defense response to protozoan
Molecular function (GO): GTP binding; GTPase activity
Source: RefSeq, a predicted model, not a curated record